Penicilliopsis zonata CBS 506.65 is the source of this 2673-nucleotide messenger RNA. RefSeq lists its product as hypothetical. Lineage: Eukaryota; Fungi; Ascomycota; Eurotiomycetes; Eurotiales; Aspergillaceae. The record is from RefSeq and is a predicted model, not a curated record. Gene Ontology annotation, biological process: dephosphorylation. Gene Ontology annotation, molecular function: phosphatase activity. The coding region runs from base 201 to 2462 and encodes 753 amino acids. The transcript is spliced from 3 exons.
ACUGUGUAGUUACUCACUGUGCAUGAACUGAGCCUUGGAGUUGGCGUGUCCCACACACUCUUCGAGUGAUUAUUUGUUUCCUCGCAUCUUUUUUAUGACUUUUGACCGAGAGUUUCGAUAACACGUCUCGGUGCCGUUCGAACCGCCAGUUUGAGUUGGAGCAGCGCCUCACCAUGAGCCUGAUGCGGACACUUUGAGGCAUGGACAGAACACGGGUCGCCAAGGUUGAAGAGGUGACCUUGUCGCGACGCGGCGAGCAGGUCGUCGGCACCCUCCAUCUGACCCCCCACCAUCUCAUCUUCUCCCACGUUCCCACGACUUCCGGUGAUGGACCACCCCCCGGGGCGGCUGCUCGACCUCGAGAGCUGUGGAUCACCUAUCCGAUCAUCUCGUUCUGUACCCUGCGACCCGCCCCUGCCGUGUCUCGCCAGCUGUCGUCGAUCCGUCUGCGUUGCCGAGACUUUACCUUUGUGUGUUUCUAUUUUGCGGACGAACACAAGGCUCGGGAGGUGUAUGAUAGCGUGAAGCAAUGGACCUGCCGGCUUGGUCGGAUUGACAAGCUCUAUGCCUUUAGCUAUCAGCCGCCGCCUCCCGAGCAGGCAUUGAAUGGGUGGGAGCUGUAUAACGCUCGCAAAGAAUGGGCUCGACUCGGUGUCGAAGGUGACGGCCAUGGAUGGCGUAUCUCGCAGAUCAAUCUGGACUAUGGAUUUUCUCCCACGUAUCCCGCCGUGCUGCCGGUCCCCUCGGCCAUUUCUGAUAAUACGUUGAACUACGCGGGAAGAUAUCGCUCUCGAGCCAGAAUACCGGUUCUCACCUAUCUCCAUCCGGUCAACAACUGUUCGAUUACUAGAAGCUCUCAGCCUCUCGUGGGAGUACGCCAGAACCGAAGUAUCCAAGACGAGAAGCUUCUGGCUGCCAUCUUCUCAACGUCACGUCCGGAGCGGCCACUAGCAAAUUUUGCUGGUUCGCAUCCUGAGCCUGACUCGUCAAGUUCCCCACAAGAGGAUCUCCCUGGGUCACGUCCUGAGCUGGAAUUAACUAAUGCCGAGGAGCUGGAAGAUGAAAUGCUAGCCUCUCUCCGUGGUGAUACAGAAGAAAACCCGCCGAUAUAUGGCGCCCAACAGCACAACCUGAUAGUAGACGCUCGACCGACGGUGAACGCUUUUGCUAUGCAGGCCGUGGGUCUCGGUUCAGAGAACAUGGAUAAUUACAAGUUCGCCACGAAAGCAUACCUGGGCAUCGACAACAUCCACGUCAUGAGAGACUCGUUGAAUAAAGUGGUUGACGCGCUUAAAGACUCGGAUGUUACGCCUCUUCGACCCAAUAGAGAGCAGCUUGCAAGAAGCAAUUGGUUGAAGCACAUCUCCGGGAUAUUGGAAGGCGCCGGCUUGAUCGCUCGCCAAGUGGGUCUUCAACAUUCCCAUGUCCUUAUACACUGCUCUGAUGGCUGGGACCGUACGAGCCAACUCAGUGCAUUGAGCCAGCUCUGUCUUGAUCCGUACUAUCGGACCCUUGAGGGUUUCAUGGUCCUGGUGGAGAAGGACUGGCUCUCGUUCGGACAUAUGUUUCGACACCGGUCUGGUCAUUUGAGUAGUGAGAAAUGGUUUCAGAUUGAGAACGAACGGAUCGGCGGAGCAGACACCAAUCGUAGUUUUGGAGAGUCCGGUGGCGCUGGCAAAGCGCUUGAGAAUGCCUUCUUGAGCGCCAAGGGCUUCUUUAAUCGUGACAAUACGAGCCGUGACUCUCUUCCCGACUCAGACGGCGAUGCGCAGAGUUACGAUUCAGACAAUUUGAACGGGAAGAAGCCCAGCUCGGCACCCAGGACCGUGGCCUCUGAGAAGGAAGUCACCAAGGUCAAAGAGACCAGUCCAGUGUUUCACCAAUUCCUCGACGCCGCCUACCAACUAUUAUACCAAUACCCAACGCGUUUCGAAUUCAACGAACGUUUUCUCAGGCGACUGCUAUACCACCUCUAUUCGUGCCAAUAUGGUACAUUUCUCUUCAACAGCGAGAAAGAGCGCAUCGAGACGAGGGCAAAAGAGCGCACACGGAGUGUGUGGGAUUAUUUCCUUGCCAGGCGUGAACAGUUCCUGAACCCCAACUACGAUUCUCUGGUUGACGACAAUAAGCGAGGUCAUGAACGUCUGAUAUUCCCUCGCACUGACGAGGUCCGAUGGUGGGCCGAGGCCUUCGGUCGUACAGAUAGCGAGAUGAAUGGACCUCGUUUAUUUGGACCGAAUGCCGCUGACAAUGUCACCGGUGGCAGGGCUCCCAUUCUCACUGGCAUCGAGACAGCCCAUCACUCCCUCGGAAGUGGCAUCUCUGGCAAAUCGAUUCCCAAUGCUGCUUCCGCAGGAAUGGCUGCCGUGACAGCUGGCCUUUCGAACCUGACCCUUCCCAAGAGUAAGGAAACUAACCAGGGGUCGGGAAGAAUGUCUGAUGUUGAGGUCGAGAUGCAGUAAUUCAUAGGCAAGAAUGAGUGUGUAUAUGUGGUAAAAUGAGUGGCGUUUACAUGAUGGCUGGGUAGAAGUGUAGGUGUUUCAAAUAUUUCAAGACUUCUUGGACCCUUAUCAUCUCUUAUUCCUGAUCUACAAAGUAGAUAUAUCCCUUGGUGUUGAGUAUCAAGAACAUCGACUCCAGAAGUACAUAACUAGUGCAGAUACAAACAUGGUU